This is a messenger RNA of Oryzias melastigma (Indian medaka), 2456 nucleotides long. Its product is annotated as protocadherin beta-16-like. NCBI's taxonomy places the organism in Eukaryota, Metazoa, Chordata, Actinopteri, Beloniformes, Adrianichthyidae. Gene Ontology annotation, biological process: homophilic cell-cell adhesion. Gene Ontology annotation, cellular component: plasma membrane. The record is from RefSeq and is a predicted model, not a curated record. Gene Ontology annotation, molecular function: calcium ion binding.
UUAAGAACAAAGGCAGCCAUUGCUGGCAUAAUCUACCGAAAAAUUAAGUGAUAAGAGAGGAUGGAAACACAGUCAUUGUGGAGCACUAUGUACAGAGGAUUCUUUAGACAUCGUUUUUAUCUUUUCAUUUUUAUCUUUGCGCAUUUUGCGCACGGGGAUGUCAGCUACACGGUCGUGGAGGAAAUGAAACGCGGCUCCGUGAUCGGAAAUAUUGCCAAAGAUCUCGGGCUGAGCACUGCGAGCCUCUCUGUGCGUAAAGCCCGCAUUGAUGCAGACAAGACUGAUAAAAGGUACAGUGAAAUUAAUCCGAGGACGGGGGAUUUGAUUGUCGCGGAGAGGAUGGAUCGGGAAAGUCUAUGUGGUAAAAAGGUGACGUGCAUUUUAAAAGAGGAGCUUGUUCUGGAAAAUCCUUUGGAGCUUCACCGGAUCAGCAUUCAAGUGCAAGAUAUAAACGACAACGCCCCCGAGUUCAGUGAAAACCUGAUUUCUUUUGAAAUUAGAGAAUCUGCCGCUAAAGGGGCCAGAUUCUUGCUGACUGAAGCCCGUGAUGCAGACAUCGGCAGUAACGCGGUGCAGCGGUAUGAAUUACAGAACAAUGAACAUUUCACUGUUCACGUCAAUACAGAGGUGAGUGGGCGUAAGCAGCCGGAAUUAGAAUUAAUAAAAGAAUUGGACAGAGAACAAAAGGCGGAGCUAAGACUUAUUCUCACUGCCAAAGACGGUGGGAAUCCUCAGAGGUCAGGGACUGCGGCUGUUCACGUCACUGUUUUAGACGCAAACGAUAAUGCUCCUGUAUUCAGUAAGUCUGUCUAUAAAUGCACUCUGGCAGAAAACUCGGAUGUUGGCACAUUAGUUACUGCAGUAACAGCUACGGAUGCAGACGAAGGCCCUAACGGUGACGUCACAUAUAUUUUUGAUCACGUGUCCAACAACCAUGUUUCUCUGUUCUCGCUUGAUCAAAAGACAGGAGAGAUACGAGUUAUGGGAGAAGUGGACUAUGAAAAAGAAGGAUCUAUUGAACUUCGCAUAAGAGCAAAAGAUGGUCCAGGUCUAACUUCAUAUUGUACGGUAAAUAUAGAUAUAAUGGAUGUGAAUGAUAACCCGCCAACCAUCAGUUUAAAAUCUCUGUCCAGCUCCAUCCCAGAGAACGCCCCACCUGGUACAGAGGUGGGCAUCAUUAACGUGCAGGACAGAGACUCUGACAAGAACGGACAGGUCCGCUGCUCCAUUCAAGGCAACGCUCCUUUUAAGUUGGUUCCUUCCAUCAAAAACUAUUAUUCUGUGGUGAGCACAGGACAGCUGGACCGUGAACUAGUGUCUGAUUACAACAUUAGCAUCUUUGCCACUGACGAGGGCUCUCCACCUCUGUCCUCGUCUAAAAGUGUUCACUUAUCUGUAGCUGACAUCAACGACAACCCACCUGUGUUUGAGGAACAGUCGUACAGCGCAUAUGUAAGUGAAAACAACCAAGCUGGCUCCACUUUAUGUCGGGUGAGCGCUCGAGACCCCGACUGGAGACAAAACGGUACAGUGAUUUAUUCUCUGUUAGCUGCUGAGGUGAACGGCGCCCCGGUGUCCUCCUAUGUGUCUGUGAACGGAGACACGGGGCUGAUCCACGCUGUCAGGUCGUUUGAUUAUGAACAGUUGAGGAGUUUUCAAGUGCAGGUGAUGGCCAGAGACAACGGUUCUCCUCCGCUCAGCAGCAACGUGAGCGUGAGUGUGUUGAUCUGGGAUGUGAACGACAACUCUCCUCAGAUUCUGUACCCCGCCCCGGAGGGCAGCUCCUUCAUGACCGAGCUGGUCCCCAAAGCUGCACACGGAGGCUCUCUGGUGUCCAAAGUGAUCGCGGUGGACGCCGACUCUGGACAGAACGCCUGGCUGUCCUAUCAUAUAGUCAAAUCCACUGAUCCGGGACUUUUCACCAUCGGUCUGCACAGUGGAGAGAUCAGGACGCAGCGGGACAUUUCCCAAUCUGACAGCAUGAAACAGAACCUGAUUGUGGCAGUCAAAGAUAACGGACAGCCCUCUCUGUCUGCCACCUGUGCCAUGUAUUUACUCAUCUCCGAUAACUUGGCUGAGGUGCCAGAACUCAAGGAGAUUUCUUACGAGGAGAAGAACUCCAAACUGACUUCCUAUCUGAUCAUCGCUCUGGUUUGUGUGUCCACCUUCUUCCUGACCUUCAUCAUCAUCAUCUUGGGUGUGAGGUUUUGUCGCAGGAGAAAGCCCCGACUCUUGUUUGAUGGAGCAGUUGCCAUCCCCAGCGGUUAUCUGCCUCCUAAUUACGCAGAUGUUGACGGCACAGGAACUUUACGCAGCGCUUACAAUUAUGACGCCUACCUGACAACAGGAUCUCGAACCAGUGACUUUAAGUUUGUGUCUUCUUACAAUGACAACACGCUGCCUGCUGACCAGACUCUCAGAAAGAGUCCUACUGACUUUCUGGAGGCUUUUGAUGA